Messenger RNA from Effrenium voratum, 304 nucleotides. Lineage: Eukaryota; Dinophyceae; Suessiales; Symbiodiniaceae. The record is from the annotation of a GenBank genome assembly.
GGGCCCUGGUUUGAACCGCUUGCUGCUGGACCAGCGGGAGCUGAACGGCCGCGCAGCCCGGCUGCCGAUGAGCGACCGCCGGGCCGUUCACGUGGCCAAGGUGCUGCAGCUGCGGGACGGGGAGACACUGCGCUGCGGGGUGCUGGACGGGGGGUUCGAUGACAGCUGCAGCGUGAAAUGGUGCUGGGAGGAAGGUGAUUGGCGAGUGCCUGAGCAAAGGGCGCUUCGCCGACAGAGGUUGUCACCGGAGGAGCUGACCUCAGCUCUGGACCAGGCCGGGAUGGCACCACGCAAGCCCCGAUAA